Messenger RNA from Telopea speciosissima, 1053 nucleotides. RefSeq names its product probable leucine-rich repeat receptor-like protein kinase At1g35710. NCBI's taxonomy places the organism in Eukaryota, Viridiplantae, Streptophyta, Magnoliopsida, Proteales, Proteaceae. The transcript is spliced from 4 exons. Bases 1 to 1053 code for a protein of 350 amino acids. The record is from RefSeq and is a predicted model, not a curated record. Gene Ontology annotation, molecular function: protein binding.
AUGGAGGCUCUCCUUAAAUGGAAGGCCAGCCUUCAUCAGAAUAACAAUUCCCAGCUACUACUCCCUUCAUGGAGGAAAUUGGCAAACGGAAGCAGCAACAACAAUCCAUGCAAGUGGGAGGGAAUUACUUGCAAUGACGCUGCAGGAGUGGUCACCAUAAUAAACCUCGGCAGCAUGGAUUUGCAAGGUCUCGGGAAUAAUCAAAUAAUUGGAUCAAUUCCCAUGGAGAUAGGAAACUUGACGAAGCUCCAAGUGUUGAUGAAUAUGUUAUCUGGAUCCAUUCCACCUGAACUUGGGAGGUUGGAUUCUCUUGUUCAGCUUGAUUUGUCCACAAACUAUUUGACAGGUUCAAUACCUGCUUCUUUAGGAAAUUUGGGGAAGCUAAACUACAUGUACCUCUAUACAAAUAAAUUCUCUAGUUCCAUUCCCAUGGAAAUUGGAAACCUGACCAAUCUCUAUGACCUACAAUUGUCGGAUAACUCUCUGACAGGUUCCAUCCCUCGAGAAAUUGGAAACUUGAGAUAUCUUGGCCGACUUUAUUUGAAUGAAAAUAGUCUCAGGGGUUCACUUCCUGCUUCUAUUGGAAACAUGAGAUCUUUAUCUAUACUUAUUUUGUCAAGCAAUAGUCUCAGUGGUUCACUUCCUACUUCUUUUGGAAAUUUGACCAAUCUUGUUGGUAUAUUCCUUUUGGAUAACCAAUUAUCCGGUCAAUUACCUCAGGAAAUCAGCAAUCUUACAAAAUUGCAACACCUGCAGCUUGGAAAUAACUCUUUUACUGGGUCUUUACCACAACAUAUAUGUAAUAGUGGGUCACUCAUAACAUUUUCUGCAGAUGCUAACCAUUUCAUAGGCCCGAUUCCCAGAAGCAUGAGAAACUGCACGAGCCUAACCAGACUCCGUCUUGACAAUAACCAUCUUACGGGAAACAUUUCAGAAGUCUUCGGUGUUUACCCGAAUUUAACUUACAUUGAUCUUAGCUCCAAUCAAUUGUCUGGUGAGGUUUCAGUGAAUUGGGCCCGAUUCCAAGAGAAUUGGGGAAACUUAGCUCUUUGA